CAUUGCUUCUCACUCACACGCACACACUCACUCGUGCGUUCGUGCGUGUUGUGUCAAGUCUGAACUCUCUCUCUCUUUCUCAUUGUUUCUUCGAAGCAGUGGGUUCAUAUCUCUCCAUGGGAAACAUUUUCUAACACAAAACAACACGAGAGGAGGAGGAGGAAGAGGAGGGGCAAGAAGAAGAUAUGCUGCUUGGAAAGCGCCCUCGCCCACCGAUUAUGAAACGAACUACCAGCAUGAGUGGUGGCAUGGCCGUGGAAUCGCCGACAACCGACGAGGAACUCGUGUCUGAUAACCCUCACCGUGAUCACGAGCCUAACAUCAAAGUCGAUCCACUUGUCGUUGCCAUGGGAAGACAUAAUGAAUCUGCGCCUGAAAAUGUUUCUGAGGCCAAAGGGUCAUCUUAUGAAUUAUAUGGGCAACGUUUGAUGGGCAUGAGCGUACCACUUUCCCCGACAACCUCAAAUAACCCUCGUCACAGUCACAACCACACAACAAACACUGUCAUAAACACUUCUCACUUUCUUCGGACUUGCGGCCUCUGCAAGUGUCGCUUGGCACCUGAUCGACGAGACAUCUAUAUGUAUAGGGGGGAUACUGCAUUUUGCAGUUUGGAAUGUAGGGAGAAGCAGAUGAAGCAAGAUCAGAGAAAAGAAAAGUGGAAGGCAGGGUCUAACAAGGAGCACCACCGUGCAUCACCACCUGGCAAGGCUUCCACCAAAAGUGAAACGGCUGCGUGUAAUUGAAAGUCAUCAGAAAAUAAUAAACAUAAUCAAUUAAUUAAGGUUAGUAUAUAUUUGAAGAGGGAGGUAACUGGUGUGUCAUCAUGUGCACUCACGACAAGGCUAUCCCUUAUCUAUAUCUAUCUAUCUAUCUUCUUCUUCUUCAUCCGUACCUCUCGUGGUGUUCCAUAUAUGGUUCUUAAUUUCACACCUACGGUACUAAUUCUUAUUCCCAUACUUCUGAUACCAAAUUGUACAAAAGGUGUGCUAAAUGUUGCUGUAUUAUUGCCUAUGUCAAUUUUAAUAUCUUUCAAUAUCUAAAAUUCCCCCCUUUAUA
Vigna radiata var. radiata (mung bean) is the source of this 1059-nucleotide messenger RNA. RefSeq lists its product as uncharacterized. NCBI's taxonomy places the organism in Eukaryota, Viridiplantae, Streptophyta, Magnoliopsida, Fabales, Fabaceae. The record is from RefSeq and is a predicted model, not a curated record. The transcript has 2 exons. Bases 186 to 746 code for a protein of 186 amino acids.